CGCGCGGCGCCCGUAUUCUGCCCUCUUGCUGUGCCAACCUCCUAGUCGCUUCUUCGCACUUUCAACACAAAAUGUCCGAUCACGAGGUUGAGACCUUCGAGAGCGCCGACGCCGGCGCCUCGCUGACCUACCCUCAGCAGGCCGGCACUGUGCGCAAGAACGGCUACCUUGUCAUCUCCGGCCACCCCUGCAAGGUGGUGGACGUGUCGACCUCGAAGACCGGCAAGCACGGCCACGCUAAGUGCAACUUCGUCGCCAUUGAUAUCUUCACUGGCAAGAAGUAUGAGGAGAUGACCCCCUCGUCGCACAACGUCGAUGUGCCCAACAUCUCCCGCAAGGAGUACACGGUGAUUGACAUCACCGAUGAGGGCAUUGUGUCCAUGAUGGAUGAGUCCGGCAACACCCGUGACGACAUGUUCCUGCCCACCGGCACUGAUGAGAGCGACAAGCUGGCUGAGAUCAUGAAGGAGCACUGGGCCAACGACAAGGAGAUGGCCGUGACCGUGGUGAAGGCUAUGGGCCAGGAGAUGAUCAACUCCGUCAAGGUCGUCAACGACAAGGCUGCCUAAGCUGGCUAGCCAUAUUGCCUGGCGGCUUGGACUUACGGGUCCUCUUCUGCCAGCUCAGCACCGCAGCACCAGGCAUUUGCGUUGCGCGGCGGCGGCGGAGCUCCUCGCAGCGCAGGCUGCGGGAGCUUUCACCAGCGGAGGAGGUGGGCAGUAGCAGCCGUCUACCACUCUUGUAGGCAGGAUGGAUUCGCAGCAGCAAUGAAGCGGAGGGUGUCGCUGUGGCGGUUGUGGCGCAGCACCGUUCACCGCACCCAGCUCGGGCUCUCUUUUUCCCCGAGAGGCUUUGGGCGCCCGACUGCAGGGCUGGUUGUGUGCAUGUGAAAUUGAUGAAACAGUGUGAGGUGGCCAACAGACAGGCGAUCUGCGAGUGUGUAGCAAAGAGAGGCAGUUCUGAGGGCGGACAUGGCCCCGUGCGCGUGACUGCGCCAAGGCUGGGGGCGCGGUCGCAGCGGGGCGCUUCACCCGGACUGACGUGACGGCCGCGCGCGUCUGCGGGGUGUUGCACGGACGUUUGACUUUAUUGACCGGAGUAGGAGGGCACACUCACCCGAGGACCCGCUGAACGGGCCGGGCGAUGCAGGACGUGGUUUGUAGGGACAGGUCUGGUGUGCUGGUUCUCUGCUCAGUCUUGUUGUCUCCCCCGCAGAGGGAGGGAGAGGAUGCGGAUAGGAGGCCUUCGUGUCGGGGGCCGCCGAUCGUGCCCAGGGUGUUAACUAUGGUAAAAGGCGCGGCCCGGUCUGACUACUUCGCAUCCGGACUAGCGAACCCUCAAAGCAACUUCUUUUAGUAGUUCUGCUGCACCCAGGUCGUGCGGUAUGAAUGCGUAACAGCAGGGACCUAG
Molecule: messenger RNA, 1410 nt
Organism: Chlamydomonas reinhardtii
Lineage: Eukaryota; Viridiplantae; Chlorophyta; Chlorophyceae; Chlamydomonadales; Chlamydomonadaceae
Exons: 6
Coding region: 72-569 (165 amino acids)
Biological process (GO): positive regulation of translational termination; positive regulation of translational elongation
Molecular function (GO): ribosome binding; RNA binding; translation elongation factor activity
Source: RefSeq, a predicted model, not a curated record